Messenger RNA from Paramecium sonneborni, 810 nucleotides. Lineage: Eukaryota; Ciliophora; Oligohymenophorea; Peniculida; Parameciidae. The record is from the annotation of a GenBank genome assembly.
AUGGAAUUUAUGUAAUUCAAGACCUGGUCGAAAAAUGAAUUUAUUUUAUUUAAAAAUUUUUUCAUUGAAAUACGCAAAGGUAGAUGCUUCAAUUUAUAUAAAGCUAUAAUAAAUAUUAAAUUUAGGGAGAUAAUAAAAAGAUUAGAUUUCUUAGUAUUUUAUAUUCUGGAAAUUUUCUAUUCUCAAUUUUACCUCAUCAUAAAACAAUUCUCUUUUAAGAACAUUAUUUUGAAGUGGAUUGAUCAGUCUAAGAAAGCAAAAUUAAUCUAACAUUUCCACCUUAUGAAUAAAAUCAAUCAGCAUAUAGAUUUUAAUAAUUUUAAAAAAUAUAACAAAGUGUUUACAUUAAUCACAAAAAAGAAAAAUAUAAUAUAAAUAUUUAGAAAAAUAAUUAUUUAUCAUUAUAAUAACAAAUCCAUUACAAGAUAUUAAAAAUGUACCAAGACUAGCCAACAUCUUUUCCAAAAAUAAAGGUAGAUUAGUUUUUUAAGUUAGAUUUUAUUAUUGAUUAAACUUCCAAAUAAGAUUUUAUUAAAUUUAUUUUUUUUAAUGGAGUUAAUUUAGCUUAUAGAAUUUUAAGAUAACAUUUCAAAAUGUUUUGAGUAAAGUAAUUAGUUUAUGAUCAAUCGAAUUAUUAUAAUUAAUACAUAAUAAAAAUGUAAUAAUAAUAAAAUUAUUUUACAACAGGGGUUUGGUUUUAUGGAACAAAAGUAAAUGAAAAAAAGGUUGUAUAUAAAAUUUAUUCUUGUUUUUUACAUUAAACAAUUUAUUUUAUAUAAUAAGGCCAUCAAUUCAAACUUUUUAACUUGA